Messenger RNA from Ogataea haglerorum, 2190 nucleotides. RefSeq lists its product as uncharacterized. The record is from RefSeq and is a predicted model, not a curated record. Gene Ontology annotation, cellular component: mating projection tip. NCBI's taxonomy places the organism in Eukaryota, Fungi, Ascomycota, Pichiomycetes, Pichiales, Pichiaceae. The transcript has a single exon. Bases 1 to 2190 code for a protein of 729 amino acids.
AUGGACGCGUAUCUGAGAACAGUCAACAACACUAACUACCGAAGGCCUUUUCUAGAUUUUCGCGAAAGGCUGUCGCAGGUCUGGCUGAACAAGUACACAAUCGUGAUGAUCCUGAUGCUCUUCAAGCUUCUGCUUUUUCGGAUCGCGCUCGAUGCGUCGCUAGAACAGGCAAGAAAACAGACCUAUGGCGCUUGCUUGAAUGCAGAGACCUACGCCUCUUCACUGACGAGCGUACCGCAUUAUAUUUCAAAGAGCGCGAACGUAAUGAUAGCCAAGGGCUUGAGCGAGGCUAACAAGGGCUUUAUGGAGGUUCUUGACAUGGUUCUGACAGGGUCGAAGGGGCUGAUUAUGUUUGCGAUUGAGAUGACCAUCGGAACGUAUGUCUGCGUACUCACAGCAACAGUGGAUGCCACCGCGGAGGUUGCUUUGAACGCUACCGAGAGCGUCAUUUCACUGGCCAACGAUACGGUAAAGACGUUUGCCGAGGAGCUGCAAGAUGGGCUUGACGGUGUUUCCAAGGUGGUCAAUGCUCUAAUCAAGACCUACGAGGACGUGAAAGAUUUCUUUGAUGACGACGAUGACGACUCGGACGUGAGCAGCAGCAUGAAUAAGGUCAAUCUCACUAUCUCGUCCCUUAAGAAAUGGCAGAUUCCAGGCUCGAUCAACACCAAGCUGGAGAGUCUGUCCAAAAACCUGCCAGAUUUCGACGAUGUGAUGAACUACACAGAAGGCCUUGUGAGUGAGCCGUUUGACUCUAUGAAGAAAAUGGUGUCGUCGCGCCUCGACCACGAGUUCGACGCCGACGAGCUGAUGGUUCCGGACAAAAAAACUAUGACUUUUUGCGCUGGCUCCGGCAUAGACGAGUUUUACCAGGACCUUGCGCACUUGCUAUGGAAAGCAUCCAGCAUCAUGUUUGUUGUACUCGUUCUGGCAGCUCUAGGGUUCAUUGCGUUUGAGAUAUACAUGGAAAAAAAGCAUUGGGACCGCCUCCGGGAUAUUGGAGCCAAUUUCCACCAAAUAGAGGCAACCGCAGCAACCAAGCACAAAGACGACCUUGCAGCAGAACUCGUCGACAUAUCAUGCAAUCGAUACAGUUUCCUAAUAGGGCAAAAACUGGGGAAGUUGUUUUUCGGGCCGAGUGUCACACGACUCAAUACCGUGCGGUGGGUGGUGAACUACGUUUCUAGCGACCGCAUGCUGCCAGUAUUGCUACUUACGCUGGCUGGAAUGGCGACUUUUAUACUGCAGCUGAUUCUGCUUGAUUUGCUUGCGGGAAAAGACACCGCUGCUCUUGAUUCUAGUUUCAAGUCUAUCGGGUCGCAAGUACGCUCCAAUGUGAACGAUUCUCUUGCCGAGUGGGCAAAUGACACGAACCUCUACAUUUCCGACCAGGAAACCUCAAUCAAUGAUGAGCUUUUGGGCUGGAUCCACAACAGCACGGGCUCGCUCAAUGCCACUCUGGGAGAGUUUGUCGAUGAGAUGAACGACAAGAUUUCUGAUGUUUUUGGCAAUACUCCGUUGUACCCAUAUGUGAGCGGCAUUGUUGGGUGCACAGUGACGCGAAAGAUCCAGAAAGUCGAAAAAGCGCUUUCCUGGAUCAACAACCACUCGCACGUGUCGUUUCCGCGGAUCGACUCUGCGGGAUUCGACCUGACCGACUCCAGAGACUCGGGUUCUGUUGAUCAGUAUUUGGAAGACACCAAGUCGACGUUGGCCAAGACCAGAGAUAAUUUGGUGGAAAAAUACAGAUCCUCUUUGAGAAUCGAGCUGUACAUAUCUCUGGUUUUGUUGGGGAUAUGGCUCUUAUCUCUUGGGGCUGCUGUGUUCACUGCCUGGCUACUUCCUCCUAGAAAAGACACAACAGAAAGCAUCAGUACGCUAGAUACCAUUCAGACCUGGCAAAACACGGCACAAUCCGGCUCAUCCCUCGCAAUGCCCGAAAAACUGAAGCUCAGAGAGGAUGAUCAUGAGUCUCACGAUUUUUUUGCCGGCCCAGGCAAUAUUAAUCAAACACUACAGCAGCUGCUGAAUAGAUUGCGCUACAACGCAAAACGAGAAUCCGUUGACAGUCUGAACUCCUUCGAGACUGUUGUCACUUUCCAGCCAGACUCUGAGCCUCGCCACUUGGAAGACUCUUCCACUUCCUUCGCAGACCCAACCAUAGAAACUGCGCGGCGCUGGACUCCCUAA